Messenger RNA from Symsagittifera roscoffensis, 942 nucleotides. RefSeq names its product serine/arginine-rich splicing factor 4-like. The record is from RefSeq and is a predicted model, not a curated record. The transcript has 2 exons. Bases 1 to 942 code for a protein of 313 amino acids. Lineage: Eukaryota; Metazoa; Xenacoelomorpha; Acoela; Convolutidae.
AUGCAGCGUAGAGACUCGCCAGGAGAAUUAACUAAAAUCCCCAAGCUGAGCACGGGAAGUACGCGGAGGUUUAGAUCACGGCGUAGCCAACCCUCGAUUAGUAGCAUCACGGACGUUUUUGCUGGUGAAGCAGCAAGUGAAGGUAGUAGUGAUUUUUCAGUGAGCGGAAUGAAACUAAGAAGUGAGAAGAAUCGAGAUGGUGAUGAUGAAGAGGACGCCAAGGCCGGAGCGGCUAACGUGAAGACAACUGAUCCAUUCGAGGAAGGGGAGCAGACACUAAUCCGACUUGACCACCACUAUCGCGAGGACCCCGAAGAGCCUGGCGAGGAACCUGAGUGGGAAGAAACCGGGGAAACUCAAGAGCCCUCGGAGCGUUCCGAGGUAGGAAUACGAGAGGAACUGUUGUUUAAGGGGACGUCUAAAUCAGAGACCAAAGGCAAUAGUCGGAGAAAGGAACAAUCCUCUCUAGUCAAGCAGGGCAAGAAUGCGAUGAUGUCGAGCAUAAGUCUAAGAGAAGAGCUACCAAUGAGCGGAAUGAAACUAAGAAGUGAGAAGAAUCGAGAUGGUGAUGAUGAACGGGACGCCGAGGCCGGAGCGGCUAACGUGAAGACAACUGAUCCCUUCAAGGAAAGGGAGCAGACACUAAUCCGACCCGACCACCACCAUCGCGAGGACCCCGAAGAGCCUGGCGAGGAACCUGAGCGGGAAGAAACCGGAAAAACUCAAGAGCCCUCGGAGCGUUCCGAGGUAGGAAUUCGAGAGGAACUGUUGUUUAAGGGGACGUCUAAAUCAGAUACCAAAGGCAAUAGUCGGAGAAAGGAACAAUCCUCUCUAGUCAAGCAUGGCAAGAAUGCGAUGAUGUCGAGCAUAAGUCUAAGAGAAGAGCUACCAAGUUCAAAAGCGAAAAAAAAAGCUUCAAGACGAUGUGCGAUGAGCGCAUGA